Triplophysa rosa is the source of this 4547-nucleotide messenger RNA. Its product is annotated as carboxyl-terminal PDZ ligand of neuronal nitric oxide synthase protein. Gene Ontology annotation, molecular function: nitric-oxide synthase binding. The record is from RefSeq and is a predicted model, not a curated record. Lineage: Eukaryota; Metazoa; Chordata; Actinopteri; Cypriniformes; Nemacheilidae. The coding region runs from base 337 to 2202 and encodes 621 amino acids. The transcript has 11 exons.
GCAGAAUUCACCCACAGCGUGAUCUUCAAUAAACUUAUCCACUGCGAGGCAGUUGAACAACUUGAAGCCAGAUUUGUAUAACAAACGCAACUGAUCUCUGAGAGGGGGUAAGAGGCGCCCAACCCAAUUCUUUUGUGCUGUGAAGCGCCUUGUGAUUUCAUUGAGAUUUUCCCGGGCUGCCAGACGCAUACUAUAAUGGGCUCCCUCGCUUCGUAUCUCUCUUGUACCCGUGACUUGUUUUCGGCUGGUUAAAGCAGCGGUCCUCUUCCGUUGUCAGUAGUUUUGAACCCUGGGGAUUGGCAGAGAAUUUCUCGCUGAGCAUCCGGACGGGUCCCAAUGAAAAUGCACGGGAGAAACAGGUACAAUCUGGUGGACGAUGUGGCAGAUUCCCGUGUCCCGCUUCAUAACGAAGAAGCGUAUCAACACGGCAUACACUUUCAAGCCAAGUAUGUGGGCAGCCUGGACGUCCCGAGACCCAAUAGUCGAAUGGAGAUUGUGGCUGCUAUGAGAAGAAUCAGGUACGAGUUUAAGGCCAAGAGUGUCAAAAAGAAGAAAGUAAGCCUGUUGGUAUCAGUAGAUGGAGUCAAAGUGAUGCUGCGCAAAAAGCCCAAGAGGAAGGAGUGGACUUGGGACGAAAGUAAGAUGCUGGUUAUGCAGGACCCCAUAUACAGGAUCUUCUACGUAUCCCAUGAUUCUCAGGAUCUGAAGAUUUUCAGCUAUAUUGCACGUGAUGGAUCCAGCAACUCAUUCAGAUGUAAUGUGUUCAAGUCCAAAAAGAAGAGUCAGGCCAUGCGAAUAGUGCGGACAGUCGGCCAGGCAUUUGAAGUGUGCCAUAAGCUGAGUCUGCAGCACGCUGAGCAGAAUGCAGAUGAGCAGCCAGACGACCCUGCAGACGGCCAGAGCGAUCAGUCUGGAGAAGAGCCCAGCCCUGAAGGUCGACACCUGACAGGAGCUGAACAUGAUGAUGAAACAGAGUCGCAGUCGAAGAAGCUCAGCGAGCAAGCUAUGGAUGACAUUCUUCAGAGCUUGUCCGAGCUCAGUGUGGUGAAAACUGGACAAACCCUGCAGUCUUUACAAAAUCUGGAGGGUGUCUCUCUCUACACGUUAGCUCCCAGCAGCCCUUGCUCUCCUUCUCUCACACCUUUGGCUACCCAACACCACCUGCAGUUCCUCCAACAGCAGCUGCUUCAGCAGCAACAACAAACACAUAUUGUUGUAGCACAGGUGCAGCUCCUGAAGGAUCAGCUGGCAGCAGAAACGGCCGCCCGCAUGGAGGCGCAGGCCAGAACUCACCAGCUGCUGUUGCAAAACCGUGACUUACUACAACACACGGCCCUGCUGGUCAAACACCUCAGCCAGCUAGAGAUCAGAGGCAACGGAACCACACAGAAUGAAGAAUCGCCAUGGAGGAGCGUGCACACACGUUCUCUCUCUCUCUCUCUCAACCUCAAGAACCUCUACACACCUCGCUCAGACCAACCCAUCACCUCCACUCCAGCCGGGCAGUCAGUGAACCCUCCUGCAUCCACCUACGCUGAGUCCUACCUCAAUCUGCUCAACCUGCGUGGCGGAGCCGCCAUCACAACCAAUGGGAAGCCAGAGAAUACAAGAAGCGACGAGCGAUUGGAUGCAGCAAAAAAAGUUGUAAAGCUAGACUCUCACAAUUCAACAGCACUCGAUGAGAGGUUUAAACAAAUCAUCCCUAAAUUGGAUCCCCCGCCCCAGCCACUCAACCGCAAACGCUCGAACAGGACUCUCUCUCCGGGUGUAGAGGUGGAGUCAAAGUCCCCAACCGUAAAUGGGAACGUACUUCCUAAUGUGAGCAGUAGCGCCUCAUUUCCUGACAUCACACUUUGUUCUGUUUCACCUGGGGAUUUUUACUCUCUCACCGGUGGCGACAGUGCAUCCUGUUCGGUUAGCGAAGAUUCUGGCGUACGCUCGGAUGAUAAAUCCCUAAUUUCACCUCAGUCCAGAGAAGAUCCGUCUGAUGACCAGAGCUCCGUUCUAAUCUCUACAUCCAGUACAUGCAGCAGCUUGCCCGAGGAUCAUCCACCUGUAGACGGUGUGACUCCACCAAAUUCUGCCACCCCCGUCGGCUAUGAGCAAACAAUUCCGUUUUCUUCGCCCAUGAAUGACACCUGCCUUCAUAUUAGCCUGAGCGAAGAUGAGCUUUUGGAGGAUGCCACCCCAUGCAGGAGUUAGGAUUCUAAGCAAGUGGGACAAAUCUGCCAAACGUUUUAUUAGAACGUUAUGAUAUAAUGAUUCCAGUGUUGGAGAACUCCAAGUUUUGUUAUAGAAACGCAAGGUAUAAUUCAAUACCCUAACACUGUUGUUUAGCAUAAUGAAUCUUUCGCUCCUAGGCCGAUGACCCCUGACUGGUCUUUUGUAAUAAGAUCUGUAUUCUAAUCAUCUUCCUUUGUCUGCAAUGUCCUUAAAUGAUUUUAUCUAUAAAAUUCGUUGAAAGAAGAUUUAGUAUGAUGCAGAAUAGAGUACUAUUGACAGAUGGAUAGUGUAUUUUUGUAGAUUAAAAAUGUAUUGUUAUUUUUAACCUUCAAAUAAGCAGUGAAUAGAGUGAAUUGACACGCUUGACAGAUUACCUGCUCUAGUUAGUGCUGCUGAUAGCUGUGUGUUUGUCUUGAAUAUGUUGAUGGGUUGUGUUUCCAUAUUAUUUCAGGUCUCAUUUUUCUACUGAUGUUUGCUGUAAUGAUGGACUUAUAUAUUGUUCUAACGUUCCUUGAAUGUUGUAAAACAGUUAUGUAGCAAAGAAAAAGCAGAAUGGAUAAAGGCAAUGUUAGCAUGAGGGCAGGCCUUAAAGGGAUACUUCACCCAAAAAUGAUCCGUAUAAAUGUCUUUGUUCUGAUGAACACAGAGAAAGAUAUUUGGAAGAAUGCUCACAACCAGACCAGGUAGUCAAAAGUGCCCCAGAACUGUUUGCUGUCCUACAUUCUUCAAAAUGUUUUCUUUUGUGUUCAACAGAACAAAACAAUGAUAAAGUAAUUGUUCCUACUAUGGGAGUCAAUGGGGGGGGAUCUGUCUGGUUAUAAGCGUUCUUCCAAAUAUCUUUCUCUGUGUUCAUCAGAACCAAGACAUGUAUACAGAUUUGGAACAACUCGAAUGUGAAUAAAUGAUGACAGAAUUUUCAUUUUUGGGUGUUUAAAGUUUCCCUUUAAAAACUGAAAGGAUAAUUGCAGUGCUCGGUUCACUGGGGGGACUCUAGCUGGAACAUAUUUUAUACGAUUUAACCACAGAUGCAGAAAAUCAUACUAUAUUUAUGUAUGAAACUUGCAUAGUGAUUGGAGGCCAUAUUUUGGAUAAAAGAUGGAAAUCUGUUACAUUUUGAGGUGUUCCCCUCAUUUCCAAUCCUGGACAAAAAUAGAAAUAUGAUUAGAACAGGUGCACAUUUAGGUGAGAAUCAUAUUCAUUCCGUACACUGGCAGGCAAUUGGUUUUAUUAUGUGACAUGUGAGAGUGGAUAAGUUAACAAGGCAGCUUGAGUGGGUAGAUGAUUAAGGACAAAAAUUUGUCUUAAAAGGGACAUGAUUGUGUGUAGACAUCUUGAUAAGCAGAACAUCUCUGAUUCCAUGGCAUCAGCAAUCAGGGUAAAAUGAAACAAGAUUAUUUUACAGGUGAAAAGACGAGACCAAAAAACUGAGUUUAGAAAACUAGUGUCAUUGUCUUCUUUAGUGAUCCCUCACUGAACAUGACAAACCCGACUGAGCUGAGAAAAUAAAAAUGUCAUAAAAAUGUACUGUGGUACAUUUGAACUGUACCCUUAAACGUACAUCCACCCCAAGUCUAAGUCCACCCAAAAAAGCAAAUUAUUUUGUCAUUUUCUCAUCUUGUCAUUUCAGUUUUUUGGGGGGGGGUAAUGUUCACUUUAAAAAGGACACUUUUGUGCUUUGUUCUGAGUGUAUGUAGCGGACCAGCUCUAUUUUGAAUCUCUAUACUGGAAUAUUUCAAAUAGAGUAACCUUUUUGGCCUUAAACACUGAAAUGUGUGCCAGUUGAAUGAAAGUAUUUUUCAUUAUUUCCAAAUGAGGCAACAGAGACAUAGCAAACAAAUGUAUCUUGAUGUGAACAAAUAAAAGAGGAACAUUAAAUGAGCAUUGGACAGGAGGAAAAAGGAGGAAUUGCUGGCUAAUAAAAGAAGUGGGUGUAAGCAGGUGCUUUUUGCUGAUGGAGGGAGGCAGAUAGAAAAAAGAAAGGAGAGAGAGAAAAUAAAUUGUUUGCAAUUGUAUUGUUGAAAUAAAACUAUGGCAAUAAAAAAAUUCAGGGUACAGUUUUUUCAUCAAAAUAAACGGUUGUGUUUUUGUUAAAUUGCCAGAUGAUUUUGCAGAGUAACUACAUCAAGUGUGGCUUUGUCGAUAUUAGGGGUGAGAAUACAAUAACCAAAUCAUAACCCUGAUCUUACCCUCGAUUUAUCUGUUCUGCGUUCAUUUUAUAUCCCAAUUACCUCAUUAACCCCUAAGCCUCAAAUUUCCAUUGUUUAACUUUGCUAGUACAAUUGUUGUGUCCCAAAUUAUCAUUUACACACCCUCUUGUCAUUUAA